Messenger RNA from Patiria miniata (bat star), 3682 nucleotides. Its product is annotated as adhesion G-protein coupled receptor G4-like. The record is from RefSeq and is a predicted model, not a curated record. Gene Ontology annotation, biological process: G protein-coupled receptor signaling pathway; cell surface receptor signaling pathway. Gene Ontology annotation, cellular component: membrane. The coding region runs from base 86 to 3232 and encodes 1048 amino acids. The transcript is spliced from 15 exons. Gene Ontology annotation, molecular function: G protein-coupled receptor activity. NCBI's taxonomy places the organism in Eukaryota, Metazoa, Echinodermata, Asteroidea, Valvatida, Asterinidae.
CUGCCAACCGGCAAGUUAUGACAUUUUCUGGAUUGGCGAGGAAAGUGUCACGUGUACUGCAACGGAUUAUUCCGACAACCAACAAAUGUGCAGCUUCAAUGUAACCGUCAUAGAUAACGAAAAGCCAGUUUUCUCGCGGUGCCCAAAUCCAUUGAUUAAAGACACUUCACCGGGAUUGGAUUAUACACUAGUCACGUGGGCAGACCCCAUAGCUAGUGAUAAUUCGGGCUUAGAUUCAAUUGACUGCUCACCGAUAAGUGGUAGCAAGUUUGUGAUUGGUGACCAGCUUGUCACGUGUACUGCUACAGAUGCAUACAGCAACCAGCAAGAAUGCAGCUUUACUGUCACUGUUAGAGAUAACGAAGACCCAGUUUUCUCAUCGUGCCCAACUUCGUUUAGUGUAGACACAUCACCAGGAUUGGACUCUACGCUAGUCACGUGGCCAGACCCUACAGCUACUGAUAAUUCGGGCGUUAUUCCAAGCAUUGACUGCCAACCAGCAAACAAUGGCACUUUCUUAAUUGGUGACCAAAGUGUCACGUGUACCGCCACGGAUGGUGCGGAGAAUCAACAGGAAUGCGGCUUCGUUGUUGCUGUCAUUGACAACGAAAACCCAGUUUUCGCUUUCUGCCCGUCUUCGUUUAGUAGAGACACCUCACCAGGGUUGGACUAUUCGUUGGUCAUGUGGUCAGACCCCAUAGCUAGUGAUAAUUCGGGCUUAGAUCCAACCAUUGACUGCCAACCUGCAAAUGGUAACGAUUUCAGGAUUGGAGACCAGCGUGUCUCGUGUGUGGCCAGUGAUGGCGCCGGGAACCAGCAAGAAUGCAGCUUCGUCGUGACUGUCAAUGACAAGGAGAAGCCAGUUUUCUCGUGGUGCCCGACUUCGUUUAGUAGAGGCGCAUCACCAGGACUGGACUGUACGCUAGUCACGUGGUCAGACCCCACAGCUAGUGAUAAUUCGGGCGUGAAUCCAAGCAUUGACUGCCAACCUACAAGUGGUGUCGAAUUUAGGGUUGGGGACCAGCUUGUCACGUGUACAGCUGCAGAUGGUGCCGGGAACCAGCAAGAAUGCAGCUUCACUGUAACUGUCAUAGCUUUAGAUUGGUGCACGGAUACCAUGUACGAAUAUUCAGGCGGGUAUCUGACCUUCCAAAAGACAAAAGUGACCGAAAACCAGACCUCAGUGGAGGAAUGUGUCACAAACAAAGAAACAGGUGAAAAGACGCCUGUAGCGUCACGACUAUGCGAUGGAAGCGCCCAAAUCAGCGCCUUCUGGCGCGAGCCUGUCAUCCAAGACUGCCGGGUGGACAGCGACGUCAUCAAUGAGCAACUCGAUGACUUGGCCGAAUAUCCUGUGACAGAAGAAAAUGUCGAUAAGAUUACCAAAGUCUUCCUAGGUCUGACAGACAGCCCGUCAUCUCUAGACAGUGACGGCGUGCAGGCAUCGGCUGAUAUACUGAAUAACAUUGUCCGCGUUGAAAACACAUCUCCGGAGAUCACUGAGCAGGUCGUGCACGCCGUCAACAACUUGCUUCAUGCUCCAGAGGACGCCUUCGACAAGACUACGGACUCGCCCUCUAACGUCGUACGAUGCAUGGAGCGGCAAGUAUCCCACACUCUUUCCCAGGGAGGCAACUUCAGCACCGUGACGUCUAGUCUUGCUGUCAAGGCGUUCAACUUGCCGCUGUCGACGCUGAGUGGCGGAGUGUCGUUUACCACAAUCUACAACCAGUCUGCAAACGGAGUCUUGACGGAAGACGCGAUUGUGACGCUCACUGACGGUGGCGACGUUCAAACUGAUGACAUUGAGACAAAGAUAUAUCUGCCCGGGGCACUAGUUGAUCUAUUGCCUUCAGCAGAGGGUGAUAAUGACCUCCCGCUCAGCUUCGUUGUUUACCAAAACAGCAACCUAUUUCGAUCUCAGAGUCUCCUUGAGGCAAAUGUGAAGUCCAAUCAGCGGUUGGUUGGUAGCAGGAUCGUCACGGCCUCCUUCGACGGGGUGAAAGUGGAGAAUCUCCCGUCUAACUCGUCCAUCAUGAGCACGUUCCGUAUCAUGGUAUCGGCAGGCAGUAAUACUGACCAGUAUACGAAAGAAUGUGUGUUUUGGGAUUUCACUUUGAAUAACGGCAGUGGUGACUGGUCGAAGGCAGGGUGCAAGACUGUUUCUACCGACUAUUAUGGAUUGACCUUAUGUAGUUGUAAUCAUCUCACCAGCUUCGCUGUACUCGUGGAUGUAUACGGUCAGACUCACACUAGUUCCACGCUGGAUAUCAUCAGCAAGAUCGGCUGUGGAAUUUCCAUAGUUGCACUUCUCAUCACGAUCACCGUUUAUCUUGCGAUCGAAUCGCUACGAGCAAAAACACCCAGCCGCAUCCUGAUCUGUCUGUGCCUGUCUCUUCUGUGUCUUUACCUGGUCUUCUUGGUUGGUAUUGAGCAGACGUCUUCGCAUCGUGGCUGCCAAGUCGUAGCCGUCUUGAUUCAUUACUUCACUCUGUCAUCGCUGGCAUGGAUGGCCGUAGAAGCCACCAAUCUCUAUCUGUAUUUGGUCAAGGUACUCAACAUCCAACGUCGACAUUUUGUGUUGAAGGCUUCAGUCAUAGCCUGGGGUGCUCCUUUACUGAUUGUCGUCAUAAUCUUGGGGUUUGACCCCACCCAAUACGAGAACACCAACUUUUGCUUCUUGAAGCGUGGCAACGCCUUCUACUACGGCCAACUCUUAGUCCUCGGACUUGUUCUGGCGUACAACACCGUCAUUUUCGUCCUGGUGAUGAUCAACUUGUACCGGCCAGGGAAGCUCCAAGGCUCGGCCCGCAGACGCCAGAAACUCAUGAUUCGAGCUCAAAAUGCCAUCGCCAUCUCCAACCUGAUGGGGCUGACCUGGAUCUUCGGGAUCCUGUCCGUCUUCGAGGCAGCCACCUUCGCCUUCCAGGUCCUGUUCUCCGUCUUCAGUUCGCUCCAGGGGCUUUUCAUCUUCUUGCUGUUCUGCUUGAGGCAGGAGGCCACUCGCGCGGUGCUGGGGAGGUGUCUUCAGAGGCGGGCACGCAGCGUGUUGGAGAUCAGCCUCUCGACUGGGAAGAAGUACGCACGACACGCCCCUUCAUCAUCAGACAGUGGGUUUAUUCAUCUGACAACCCGGAGCCAGACUAUGUCCACGUCCCCUGAAGAUGAUAUAGAACAUCCCUUCUCCGUUCCUGUGACUAACGGUGAAUGGUCUCUGCCUAAUGGACUCUGAAAAGAUUAUAGUGAAUCUGAAUAAUUGUCAUUAUUUGUAGAUGUUACCUCCAAUUGCAAGAAAUUCGGUGUUAGAUAAAUUUAUCUCAAUGCUGCCAUAUAGGAUGAUAAAUAAUAAUACAUAAUCAACUUGACAAUACAUGUACAUAGAUAUAUUUACAAUUGAUAUAGUAGUGAACAUUAACUAAAUGGCAACAUGUAGGUCCGGGGUGAAGCAUCAGCUUUUGUUCCCCAGCCUAUGGACAGACAGACAAGUGACAAACAUAUAUGAAAAGACAAAGCGCAGACACCGGUGUAAGACAGAAAUCACGGCCGUUAUUAUCCCUAUUACAUUACUUUAGUAUAUGUAAUUAAAAAAUAAGUUUUAAGUUUUCUAGCAAAGAUAGAGAGAGUGGGUGAUGAUUUAAAAGAUUCAUCCAGACUAUUUAAAUAUAGAGUGCCACGUAGGACA